Messenger RNA from Haplochromis burtoni (Burton's mouthbrooder), 3986 nucleotides. RefSeq lists its product as uncharacterized. The record is from RefSeq and is a predicted model, not a curated record. Lineage: Eukaryota; Metazoa; Chordata; Actinopteri; Cichliformes; Cichlidae. Bases 65 to 1138 code for a protein of 357 amino acids. The transcript is spliced from 2 exons.
CACUGGCUGCUAAGCUGGAGAUCAGCAGAGAUCACUGUGCCUUAUUGUGACCCUAAUCUGUAUAAUGACAUUAAGGCUGCUAAAAUCCAUUGCAACUAUAGUGGCACUGCCUUCACCCGGGUGGCACGUUCCAACGAAGCAGGGACAACAAGAACGCUCCUCUCUGCGAGAUAUGAUUCAACAAAAGUUCAAGCAAGAGAUGUUUGCUAAACCUCAAGAAGAAAUGUUGACUAUUCAAGCUAAAAAUACCACGUUGCAUCGGAAUGGUCAAAACUUGAGACCAGCUGCUAAAAAGGGCCGCAACUCCAAGACACCGGGCCAUGAAAGGGAGGCAGCGGGUCACCUUGUGACCUCCUUGCCUACCGAGGAAGGCUUGCCACAGCUGGACUUGUUAGCUCUCAAGUCUCCGAAGCCUGACGUAGAAAACCAGACUGAGAUUCAAGCCCUCAGACGACCCCUGAAACUUGCCCCGCUGGAGCUGCCAGAGAAGGUGAAGGAGGCUCAGAAGGAAAAGCUUAAGUUUAUCCACCAAGAACCCAACCCAGCCUCUUGUAAGCUGGAUGGGACCCAUACGAGGAAGGCAAAAUCAUGCAUGAGGCAAAGACUGGUAAAAGCAGAGGCAUUUCCUUCUGCUUCCAUUGCACCAGUCAAAGCCCAGCAGCAAAAUCAAUCAGCAAGGCCACAGCUGACGCGUGCCAACCCCAUAGAGCAGAAUGGACACAAGCAUCUGGAGGAUGUGGUGUGUCGAGGUACCCCAGCUCCUCUGUGCAGCAAACCUAACCCUCCCUCAUUUUUCCCUCAAAUUAAAGCUCAGGCUGCAUGUGGCAGAGAGGCGGCGUGCCACAUCCCUGGCAACUUCCAGGAGGAGACAGGUUGGAGGCGGCUAAGGCUGCCUAGAGCACAAUGCCUAGAAGAGGAUCAGUGCAAUUCAAACACGUCAACACUAGGAUUAUCAGCAGAUGAGCGCAAGCUGGUCCAAGGUGUCCAAGGCAAAGGGCAGCGGGGAGAGAGGCUUCUUCGAGGACAGCCACAUGUUGGGAAAGGCAUCAAACAGCCGCCUGCACCUGCAGCCUCCUGGGAGAAUGGAAGUGCCAGGAAGAGCCACGAGGAGGAUGGUAGUAAGCAAGCUGCACUCUGAACCGACAGUCAGCUGAAGGUGGAAGCAGAGAACAGGAACUUGAUAGUCUGAAGCCAAGUGCUGCUAACUGUAGAUUAAUGAGGAAAAAAGCCUUGAUCACAAAGCAUAACAAUGCAGUCCCUCUGGAAUGUCUCUAAUAAAAUAGGAUGAUGUCAUCAUAAAGCACACACAUGCAGAGGACUGGUAUAGACCGGAAUGUACUCCAACUGGAAACCUGAUUUCUAGUAUUUUAAGCAGGAAUGUACAACAUAAUGAUUACUCUUCGGCAGUGCUUAUUUAUUUAUUUUUUAUUAACUCAAAUGUCUCCAGGGUGAAAAUAGCUCCUUAUGAAAUCUCGGGGGUGUAUUGUACAUGCUGUUGGCACAAAGACCCGGAUCAAGAUUUUUUUGUGGCCCAAAAACAGAAAAUGCAAUGAAAAAAACCUGGUUUAUGAUCAGAUGUGUAGAUAGGUCGGGAGCGCAUUUGUUUUGUUAAAUUAUCAUUCUUUCUGAUUUGUUAAAGCAAUUCUGCUUUUCUAAGCAGAAUUAAUUCGACCUAUAGGCAGCUACAGGAGUUUCUGAAUGCCAGCUGAGUUUUUUGUUGUUGUUCGAUCACACUCCUCCAUCCUGGAAGUGCUUUAAUGUGGCUUUUGGAAACGAGCCAGGCAGGUAACAUUAGAGAUGUAACUCACCCCAAAGUAUGAACCCGUGAUCUCACUGUCAUUACUGCCAUUAUAUACUGUCUGCUUUAUUCAUUAAAUUAUCUUUGGUAACUAAGUGCUAUGUUUGCUCUAGAAAUAAAAAGGAGACUGUGGAUCCAAAACUUCUUUCCACUGCCCCCAAGUGGUCAGAAACAGCAGUUACUGAAAGAUUUACUGCAGUGAAAAUCUGCUGCUUGGAGUCAGCGUCUUAUAAACACCAAAGGAAAAGCUUCAAAAGCUUUUUCAGGGUUAUAGUCUAUGCCAACUGUGACCUCUGGCCAGGAAUAAACAAUAAAAGCCACUAAACAAGAAAAGUAAAACUUUUCAAGCCAAACCUGCAACAAAAUCAAUGAUAUAACUGUUUGCAGUGUUUUUCCACUCAUUAAAAAUCUGCAUAUGCAGUGCUGUCUCUUGUGGACCCCACUACUAAGAAAAAACAAAGCACAAACAACAACAUGUUUGUAUAUUAAGAAGUUAACCUCUCUAGUAAAGAACCUUCUACACAUCACACCAGACUUUCUAGUAAAAGUCCUUGUUUCAGUGCGAUCUUCAGCAUGUUUUGGUUUCUUUCACUUCCGCAGCUAUUACGUUUUAUUGCUAUUUCUCUUGUUUUAUUGAACAUCCAUUGUGUUCUGUUUGUCUUUGCACCAUUUUUCUAUUUGCCAGUUUUUCUUAAGCUGCAGUGUGUUUGACCUCUGAGGGCAGUCUAAGUACAACACUACACAAGUCAACAAUGACAAGAACUAAUUUCACAGACUCUACUGAAGGGCGGCCCUCAAGAGUGAUACCCUGGAACAGUAAGAAGUUUUAUGGUACAGAAAGUAGCUGUCUUUGUCAUUCAGGUUCAGUGGCAGAUGCCAUUGAGGUGUUUUGAAACCAGUGUGGCUCACAGACGGACUGAAAACGACUCUCAGCUCUCUGAAACUGUGACCCCUGUAAACACUGCUAGUGAUUUUAUAGCCCUAGUUGCGGGUUUCAGGUCAUACUGAUUAAAUAAUUAAUUUCUGAAAGGGAGAUUUGUCUCCAAAGCGCUUGCUGAUGGGGCAUCAUGGAGAUUAUUCUGGUUUUCUCUGUUUUCUUUGUAAUAUUGUAGGAUCUUUAUCUUACAAUGUAAAGCACACUGAGGCAACUGUUGUUGUGAUUUGGUGCUAAAUAAAUAAAAUUUAAUUGAACUGAAUUGAAUUAUCCCCAGUAUGCUAAUCACAAGUUGUUAGCUGGAGAGCGUUCAGGUUCACAAUCUGAUUCAACAUUUGUUUGGAUUGUAAAACAUGAUCCAUCUUUUAUACUGUCUUUGGUCUGUAUAUAGUCUUGUCUGUGGGAAAAAGCAGGCAGGGACCAGAAAACUGGAAUAAACAUAAGGACAAAACACAUGAUUUGUUCCUUCAUACUUUUGAGUUCUUUUCCACCAAUCAUCUGACUAAAAACUCAGUUAUUCAAGGACUGAGAUGCUCUCUGUUCUGUCAUCAAAAAAUGUCUCUGAACAAGUCUCGACAUCAUGGAGGAGAUUGCCAUCUUUGAGAAUGGACAGAGACGAGUCUGCACCAGGAAAAGCUUGGGCAAAAAGAUGAGCUUUUCAAGGGAGUCAUGAGAAAUAUACAGAGAGCUCAUGUGAACCUCCUAGCUUCAAAAGAUGAGGAGCUGAAGUCGAAGAGAGCCUGGGAUAUUCUAUAAGUGAAUCUAAACUGGAAUGUGGGUAAUUCAACAGAAAACAUGCAUAAAGUGCCGGAGAACUCCAAUACUUUCAUGAUGACAGUAGGACAGCUGUGAGCUCUCACAGACGGGAAGAUGUUACAAAUCUGUGAAUCAUUGGAAUUGGCCUGACAUGUAACAGUGGUUACUGAUGUCCACCUGAUCUGGUCGACAUAAUUUCAGCACAACAGGUCUCCUCUCAAAUGUACGGAAGAUGAUUAGGGCCACCAGAAGAAAAAGUGGGCACGUCUUUUUUUUUCUUUUCCAGAAUUCUGAGAAAAAAAUCUGAAUUCUGAGAUUAAAGUCAUAAUAAUAAAUCCUGCCAGUUAUUUUGAAUCUUUUACCUAAAUAAAUAAGUAAUGUAAUGUGGCAUAAACCAAGCUAUGUUGUUCAGGUCAGCUGGUUUCUCACAGAAAAGACUCAAAACUUUUCUUUUUCCAAAUAAUUACACACAUUUACAAUAAUUUGAUUACACAGCAG